AUGCUUGGUGAUGAAGAGUUGACAACCUUCGAUGCCACACUCAUUCAUUGGUUCUACCUCACCAUCUCCAAGGAUCUUUUGCACACGGUGGUCACCGACGGGGAUGAUGCCCUCGCCGUUUGGACCAAACUCAAGAGGCUCUUCACCGACAACCAACUCCAGCACCGGGUUUUUCUUCAGCAAGAAUUUUUUGGGUCUCAUCAACUUGACUCAUCCAUCGAUGAUUUUUGCAUGCGUCUCAAGAAACUUGCAGAUGAGCUCCGUGACCUUGGUGAAACCAUCUCCGACGAGCUCCUCCUCAGCACCCUCACCGCUGGUUUCAAUGACGAGUUCGGCAAUGCUGCUUCGAACCUCACCUUGAUCCCGGAGCCAACAUUUCCCAAGGUCGUGGCACAUUUGCGGUUGGAGGAGCGUCGCAUGAAGAUGGCGAAAACUAGGGCCACCCACACCACCCUCACCGCCGGGACCUCCCGCGGCGGCCUGCCACCGCCAUCCUCGCCAGCGCCUCGCGUCACGGUUCCCUCCGUCGGCGGCAUCCUACGGUCCGUACCCGCCGCCUGCGGGCUUCUUCCAGGGGCCGCUGCCCCAGCCGGCCUCCUCUGA
Messenger RNA from Aegilops tauschii subsp. strangulata, 603 nucleotides. NCBI's taxonomy places the organism in Eukaryota, Viridiplantae, Streptophyta, Magnoliopsida, Poales, Poaceae. The record is from RefSeq and is a predicted model, not a curated record.